AUGGUGUCGUACUUCACAUUAGACGCUACGGGUGAAACUACAAACUUCCAGAAAGAAAUUGCAAAUAUGAUGCAUGGAUUUGGUGACAAUCCUAACCCAAAUGCGGCUACUGUACUGUUAGUGGAAAACAUCGUACUUCAACAGCUUCGUACUAUGCUCCAAGAGGCUAUAGGCCUUUCUAAUACUAGAGGUUCGAAAGCUAUAACCAAUUACGAUAUAAUUUAUCUCAUGCGAAAGAAUAAAUUUAAGUUGAAACGUCUGCACGAUUAUCAGUUGAAGCUUGAUCAACUGGAUAAAACAAAGCAAGUAGCUUUAAACACCCCUACCGAUACUCUCAUGUCUGGCGUAAUGUUGGAAGACGAAAAAGACCCUACAAUGAAAAAACGACGAACACAUAUUGAUGUUAUCAAAGAACUUGACGAAACCGACGAAGUGGCUCAGAUAAAAUUCGACGUAAUUGACUAUUUAAGGAAAAUUCGGGCGGAUAAAAUUACGGAGUCAAUGUCUUUUGAUAAAUAUGAAGUGUAUCACAAAGCGAGAUGUAGUUCAUUCCGCUCUGGUUACGGUCUCAGCAAAGGAUUUGUGAAGCUAGAGAGAUGGAUAAAUCCGACAAAAGAGCUUAAAAUUACUGUAUCAGCUUUAGAAGUGUUAUGUUUCCUUGCAUAUGAAACCAUAGCAGAAAUUGUUGAUGCGGUAUUUUUAAUUAGACAAGAUGCGAAGAAGAAGUAUGGUGAUCCAUUUGGCAAAUUUGAAGGUGGUCAUUUCUGUAAUCCAGUCAGUUUGAAUAAUGCAGUUUAUAUUAAAUCAGGAUAUGAAGGUGUGCCCGCUAUAACCGUAGCGGAAGUGAGGGAAGUUUUAAGAAGAUAUUUUACUUCAAGAAUUGGAAUGAAUGGUUUAUUUUAUAGGAAUAUGUGUAUGGACCUGCCAGUGAGAUAUUUAGCAUUAUAAAUAAAUCAUUAUUUAGGUUUUAUAAUAUUUUGAAAAGGGUUCUAAGGGUUCUGAAGAAGUAACAUUACAAUGAUGUUGUGUAUAUAUUAUUUACCUGGUAACUUGACUAUAUAUACAAUGACAUAUUUUAUAAGGUACAUUAGGGAAAUAAGUUUGGUGACUAGAGCUAUUGCUUGGAAAUAAACAAAACUGAAAUUGUUAUCUA
Molecule: messenger RNA, 1153 nt
Organism: Hyposmocoma kahamanoa
Lineage: Eukaryota; Metazoa; Arthropoda; Insecta; Lepidoptera; Cosmopterigidae
Product: transcription initiation protein SPT3 homolog
Exons: 1
Coding region: 1-948 (315 amino acids)
Biological process (GO): transcription by RNA polymerase II
Molecular function (GO): transcription coactivator activity; protein heterodimerization activity
Source: RefSeq, a predicted model, not a curated record